CCCCCCCCCCCCCCCCAAAAUGCCUGCGACUGGACCUAAGCUCUCGCUGGAAGAGCGACGGAGAGGCGAUAUUGUGUGUCUAUCCCGCGCGAGUUCAUCAAUCUGGCAUCCCCCCCCCUUUGACUGAUGGACACCACGCAGGCGCUCAGCGAAUUCGCCGAGUACGCAGAGAAGCAACAGACCCAUCGUUCCGCCCAGUAUGUGCCCAGCGACAGCGGCUACGAAACCGCCAGUGUAUCCCGAGUGCAUGAGGACCACGCCGAGUUGGAGAUCCUCGACCAGCUGGGGUUGACCGACGCCCCCAAGACAUUCAAGCUCAAGGACUUGCUGCUGGGAACCGGCGAUCAUCCGGAGGAUGACCUGCAGGCGUUGGCUAGCAUGCUGCAGGCUCGCAUCGAUGAAGGGCAUGGGGAGACCCUUUUCGAUGUGGGCCUCGAGGAUGGCGGCGAGUCCAUGUCCUUCGAUCUCGACCAGUGGAAUGCCGCGUUUCAACGCCUGCGGGAGGCCGCGGAAACCCUCCCCGCGCAUUGUCGCAUCCUAGUUACCUACAAUGUCGGUGGGCCUGAGGAAUCCCGCGUCAAGAACGAGCGGAUCAAGGGCUCGUGGGGGAAGCUCCUCAUCCGGCAGCCAGCGGGUACCGUGGAGGAGAUGGCAGAGAUCCGCGUGGCGGUCGUGGGAAAUGUCGACGCCGGUAAGAGUACCAUGUUGGGCGUUCUGGUCAAGGGGAACCUGGACGAUGGCCGAGGCAAGGCCCGGGUGAAUCUGUUCCGCCACAAACAUGAAAUCGAGAGCGGCCGGACCAGCUCGGUGGGCAUGGAGAUCAUGGGGUUCGAUAGCCGCGGAGAUAUCGUGGGUAACUCCCAGGGGCGCAAAGUGUCUUGGGAGGAUAUCGGACGGCGCUCUGCCAAAGUGAUCGCUUUCUCUGACUUGGCUGGCCACGAACGUUAUCUGCGAACCACGGUCUUUGGCAUGCUGAGUAGCAGCCCCAACUACUGCCUACUGAUGGUGGCCGCGAACAAUGGUCUGAUCGGAAUGAGCAAAGAGCAUCUCGGUAUCGCGUUGGCUCUAAACGUCCCCGUCAUGGUCAUUGUUACCAAGAUCGACAUUUGCCCGCCUCAAAUCCUACAGGAGACGCUUUCGCAACUCUCCAAAAUCCUCCGGUCUCCCGGGGCCCGCAAGAUUCCCAUCUUCGUGAAAGAUAUGGAGGAGACCAUCAACACGGCGACGCAGUUCGUGAGCCAACGGAUAUGUCCGAUUUUCCAGGUGUCUAAUGUUACUGGCGAGAAUCUGGACCUUGUCCGGACGUUCCUGAACAUCCUUCCUCACCGGGGGCAGUAUAACAUCAACGCGCCGUUCGAGCUCCUGAUUAACGAUACGUUCUCUGUUCCUCAUGUGGGUACGGUGGUGUCUGGGGUGGCCAAGUCGGGGGUGAUCCAUGCGGGGGAUACAGUUCUUGUCGGGCCUGACUCGCUCGGACAGUUCACGACUACUACCAUCAAGUCCAUCGAGCGCAAGCGGAUCCAGGUGAACGCUUGCUUUGCGGGACAGUCGGCCUCCUUCGCCUUGAAGCGCGUACGGAGGAAGGAAGUGCGUAAGGGCAUGGUUGUUCUCAAGAAGCUGGACCAGCCUCCAAAGGUUUAUCGCGAGUUUGUUGCUGAGGGUGCGACUUCCAUUCUUACUUCUAUAUUCGGGCGUGUCUGGCUAACUGAUGACAGUUCUCAUCCUCUUCCACGCGACAACCAUCAAGCCCCGGUAUCAGGCAAUGUUGCAUGUGGGCGCAGUAAGCCAGACGUGCUCCGUCAUUGACAUUGAUCGGCCUUUCAUCCGGACCGGUGAUCGCGCUCUAGUGGCUUUCCGGUUCGUGCAGCGUCCCGAGUUCCUGUCCCCAGGGGACCGGGUGCUGUUCCGCGAGGGAAAGACCAAGGGCCUGGGCAUCGUCAAGAGUGUCGGGUAUGAUCCCAAGCAGCCUCUCAACCCCGAAGCCAAGGAUGCGGUGGAAACCAGCACUCGGAAACGAUAGGGGGAUUAUUCUGCACAAAGCCAUGAUUUUCCAUUCUGAAGGGGUCGGGGGGUGAAUUGCAUUGCUGGGGUAAGUCGAUGUAGGAGUCGCACAUUCUGCGAGUUUUAGUUUAUAUUUUCUUACAAAGUUUUGUGAAACUUUCUCCCGUUGAGCAAGCCGGAGUGGAUAAGUUGUUCUGUAUUUGUUCCAGGACUUCAACUGCUUGAAGCUGUAAGCCAUACCUCAGGCAAGCUGGUUUCCCAAUCGGGUAACCGGGUGCCGUCACG
This is a messenger RNA of Aspergillus heteromorphus CBS 117.55, 2286 nucleotides long. RefSeq names its product putative GTP binding protein (GTPBP1). Gene Ontology annotation, molecular function: GTP binding; GTPase activity; translation elongation factor activity. The record is from RefSeq and is a predicted model, not a curated record. Lineage: Eukaryota; Fungi; Ascomycota; Eurotiomycetes; Eurotiales; Aspergillaceae. The coding region runs from base 127 to 1806 and encodes 559 amino acids. Gene Ontology annotation, biological process: translational elongation. The transcript has a single exon.